AUGGACUUCGACAACGAGUCCCUGCUGCGGUGCUUUGUGUCCGAGGAGGAGGAAAAAGAUAUCAUUGCCUGGAACAAGGAGAACGGUCAUGACCGCUCCGACAUAUUCGAGUUCCGCCUGGAGGCGGCGGACAAGCUGCGGGAGGAGGGCAACGAGCUCUUCAAGGCCGGAGACUUCGACACAGCGCGGCAGCGGUACUAUGGCGCCAUUUGGCACCUGGACUUCGACAUCGGGCAGCAGUGGAACUUGAUGGAGAAACAUCAGAUGGACCUCAACACCAGGAAGCUGAAAGCCGUGAGCAACAUCUGCGGGGCCUAUCUCAAGGCCAAGGACUGGGUCAACACCAAGAAGGCCGCGGACAUCGGGCUGCGGCACCUGGAGAAGGCGGAGCUCACCGACAACGAGGCCAAGGGCAAGUUCCUCUACCGGAAAGGCUUCGCGAAUCUCCAGCGAGGCUUUGCAGAGGACGCCUAUGCCUCGUUCAAGCAGGCCGAUGCGUUGAUCCCAGGGGACAAGCAGGUGAGGCUGGCGCUUAAGGAGGCGGCAGAGCUUCAGAAAGCCGACCGGGAAAAGGCCAAGGAGGUUUGGCGCAGCAAGCUGCUGACCGAAGAGGAGAAAGCUUGCCAGGGCUCCUGGACGCAGCCCGCGGUGGCUUCAGCGCGGCUGAGGUUUACCUUGCGGAAGUGUUGCCGGCGCAAAGUGCAGUUUUUGGACAAGUUCUUCGCGGGUGAUGUUGAAAGGCAGGCCGCGGACCUGGAUCCCUGGAUGCUCUUCCGCGAGGACGAGGGUCUCACGCUCAUCCUGGGCCAGGAGGCUGCCAAGCGCAAUGACCUGGUGCAUGAAGGGCCCUUUCGGCGCAUCACACUGAUGGUGCACUCGAGCCUGGAGGCUGUCGGCCUCACUGCCGCGGUGGCAGCAGCGCUCCGCGACCAAGGGAUUUGCGCCAACGUCGUGGCGGCCUUCCACCACGAUCAUGUGUAUGUGCCCGCUCAAGAGGCUGAGCGAGCCGUGGGCGUGCUGCAACACUUGGCGAAAGUGGGCUGCCCCGAGAGCGGGGUUUUCGCGGGGUUCCCUCAGCUCGAGCACCCUGGCGAAGAAAGACAUGAGCGUCGAGCCUUCGGGAUGCGGGAUGGGAUUUGGGCACACUCGGAACAGGGCAUGGCCUCGGAUGACGAGCUCUGGGAUGCCCUCGAGGAGCAACAGGUCGAGGCGCCGCCGGAGCCCAAAGAACCGCCACCGGAGCUGGAGGCGGCGCCGCCACCAGAGCCUCCCCCGGAGCCAGCUCCCCCACCAGAACCAGCGCCGCCACCGGCGCCUGACAAGGCGCCUCCGCCUCCCAAGAGCGAGUGCGAAGGCUGCAAGAUGCCUUUGGUCAACUCCUCCUCCUCCUCGAGCUCCUCCUCACUUUGUGUGCCCUGCAGGUUCAAAAGUAGCAAUCCUUGGCUUCCGCCCAAGAAGCUUAUUUGCUGGAGCACGCUUAAGGCUGGUGCUCCUAACAUCAUUAGCCUGCCGGUGAUGCCCUACGUGGAGUACAGGACUGGCAGAUUGAUGCCCGACCAUGUGCUGGAGGUGCGGUGCCUGCGAGUGGACGCGCCGGAGUGGCGCUACGAGCUGGUGCACAGCUGGCCCAACGGCAUCUCCAUUUUUGUGGGUGACCGGAGGGUCCUGGUGAAGAAGCCCGACAAGGAGAACUUCGAGGCACCUGGGCCCUUUGACCUCACCGGCUGGGUGGUGCGCAAGCCUUUGGAGGUGACGCAGCCCAUGCAGGUCAAAGUGGCCAUCUCGGCCACGAAGAAUGAGAUUUGGGCGAUCGGCUUUGCCAUCACCUCUCCCAUUCUCAGAGACGAGGACGUUGCGGAGAAGGUCAUCAAGCAGCAGCCGCCCUUGAAGGAUCGGAUGGCGCUGGACCUGGAGCGCGUGCGCCUGUGGGUCAUGGAGCACCGCCCAGACCGGGUGUCAAAGAAGGACACCCUGCGGUGUGUGGAGCCGCCAGUGCUGAAGCUGACCUGCUGCACAAGCCUCCUCCGCAUCGAGCGUGCGGCGCGGGCCAUGAUGUGCGACCAUUUGCAGUGCUUCGACUUGCACUCCUACAUCCACACCAUGCGCAACAUCCCGCCGAAGCACGCCUGGUGUUGUCCGAUUUGCGACAAGCCCGCACCUUUGCACCAGCUUAGACUGGACGCCUUUGCACAGUCGGUGAUAGACAGCACGGCCUCCAACGUCACAGAGGUGCUGGUGGCAGACAACGGCAAGUUCGAGGUCUCUGCCACGGAGGAUACGGGAAUGGACUCCUCCGACGAGGAGGCGCUGAAGGCGGAGCAGGCGGCCAUGGCUGCGGCCACCGCCGCCCCCGCGCCGAGGGCCGCCGCGGCGCCGCACCUCUCGCAGGCGGAGCUGCAGGCAGCCGCGCUGAACCUGGGUCGGGGCUUCACCGCUCCCAAGGCGUCGCCGGAGCCGAAGCCGGAGCCGCCCAAAGAGAAGGAGAAGGAGAAGGAGAAGCGGAGGACCAGAAGUCCCAAGAGGGGCGGCCAGGAAUCGCCGCCGCAAGAAGAGCCUGUAGACAAGAUGAAGGCUUGGAAGGUUCUCCAGGGCCUCGAGAAGCCUGUGGAGAAGCCCAAGCCGCUGCCCACGCCGCCGCCGGAAGCAAAGAAAGAGCCAGAGGACGACGCGCUUUGGCUGGCUGCCGGAUGGCGCGGCCUGCUCCAUGUGCUCAAAGAGCGUCGUGGAGAAGGGAGGCGUGUACUGCGGCCGCAAACGCGGCCCCAAAGACUUCGGCGGCUGCUUUGA
Effrenium voratum is the source of this 2787-nucleotide messenger RNA. NCBI's taxonomy places the organism in Eukaryota, Dinophyceae, Suessiales, Symbiodiniaceae. The record is from the annotation of a GenBank genome assembly.